GCCCCGAGCACAUACGAGUAGUACCAAUACCCGACGAUCGGACCACGGGGCAAACCCUCCACACCAAACACUCGGUGCGAACCCCCCCCUUUGUUUUCGUCUCGGAGAUCGACCGACCCGCCCGAGGCAAUGGAGCCCGCCACCGUCACGAUCCGCGUCGCCGGCCUCGGCCACAAGCUGACGCUGGAGGGCCUUCCCGCUUCCACCACCACGGUGGACGACCUCCGGGCCAGGAUCCACGAGGCCACCGGUGUGGCCCCCCGGUACYWGAAACUCGUCGGGCCGCGGAGGCUGGUCCUGGACUACCGGGACGGGGAAAGCGAGCAGCACCAUUGCGCUCUGGRAGGAGGGACGAGCCUCUCGGGGGCCGGGAUCGUAGGACGGACCAAGCUCCUGCUGCUGCACUCGGGUCUGUACGCGGCCGAGAAGGAUGCCCGCGAGGCGCUGGAGGCGAUCGAGGGGGAGAUCRAWRCCCUGGAGGCAAGCAUCCGCGGCGGCAGCGCCGCCACCAAAAAGGCGGGCUUUGUGGCCGAGAUGGUCACGCGGCUGUGCUGCAAGCUCGACGCGGUMGACCCAAGGGGGUCCGGGGCCAUGAGGGCGAAGCGAAAAGAACUGAUCCAGCGGGCCGAGGGACUGGAGGCCCUUGCCGACGCGUCAAAGUGCUGAGUGCCGACCGGUGCGGAACGAAUACGGUACAAUCAUAAAAUAGAGAAGGGAAAAAAGA
Messenger RNA from Pseudo-nitzschia multistriata, 724 nucleotides. The record is from the annotation of a GenBank genome assembly. NCBI's taxonomy places the organism in Eukaryota, Bacillariophyta, Bacillariophyceae, Bacillariales, Bacillariaceae.